CAAAAUUAGAAGUUCGCUCAAAAACUGCCUGGCGUUGUGUGUGGUGAGAAAGACUGGGGAGUACGGAGCCUAUAAUACUCUCGAGAAAGGCUUCGUAAUUUAACAGCUCUUCGGUCUCCCCAUCUCCAACCCACCACCGCCGCUGCCGACCCACCUACAAUCGAAGGAUAUACUGUAAUUUAACUGUACAGAAAAAGUAACGUUACAGUAAAAACAUUUCAAAAUACGGUGUCUAGAACUGUUAAAGUGGAAGCCAGUAUGAACGUCAGCGCGGAGUCUUUCACCUCCAACCCAUUUCACAUCUGUAACAUCUGUCAGAAGGUGAUUAGGAAAAAGGAGAAAGGAGUCAGGGUGCCGCGACCCUUCUCCAGUGGACCCAGCGCCUUCAUUCCAAAAGAGGAGAUUGUGGAGGCGUCCCAGGUGGACCCCCAAACAGAGCAGAUCCUGGCCGAGGCCUACUCUCUGUCAGGCCACGUGGACCAUCUGACCCAGGUGAUGGGACUGCACCCCCACUACCUGGAGUCCUUCCUGCGUAGCCAGUUCUACCUGCUGAGGAUGGACGGCCCCCUGCCUCUCCACUGCCGACACUACAUUGCCAUCAUGGCUGCAGCGCGUCACCAGUGUUCCUUCCUGGUGUCUCUGCAUGUGCGUGAGUUCUACAGGAUGGGGAUGUGUCUAGACUGGCUGAAGGGUCUACAGUACGCCCCUCAGAGACUGAGGAACCUCAACGAGAUCAACAAGAUCCUAGCACACAGGCCCUGGCUCAUCACCAAAGAGCACAUUCAGAACUUGGUGAAAACAGGGGAGCACAGUUGGUCUUUGGCAGAGCUGGUCCAUGCUGUGGUCAUAUUGGCCCAUUUCCAUUCCCUGGCCAGCUUUGUGUUUGGCAGUGGUAUCAACCCCCAGGUGGAUCCACAGAAUGCCAAUGGCUUCCAGUCCGUUUUCAUCAGUGACAACUGUACAUGUGACUUGGCCAGCGACCAUCACCUGGACCGAGACCUCAGCAACACCAGCCCCGUGACCACAGACUCGGUCAGUGAGUUAGAGGCACUGAUGGACAGAAUGAAGAGGCUGCAGGAGGAGAGAGAGGAGGAUGAGGCCUCGCAGGAGGAGAUGGCCACACGCUUCGAGAAAGAGAAGAAAGAGAGCCUCCUGGUGGGCUCUGGGGAUAUGAAGAAUGAGGUGAUGCCCACAUCCAAAGUGUCUCGGUUUGUAGAGGAUGCCACCUUUGGGUACCAGCACUUUGCUCGACACGGAGAGGACAACCCACCAACAUUUAGAGCACAGGACUACUCGUGGGAGGACCAUGGUUUCUCUCUGGUCAACAGGCUGUACUCAGACAUUGGUCUGCUGCUGGAUGACAAGUUCCGAACAGCGUGUGACCUAACCUACUACAACAUGGCCAGUCAUGAGGACGUGGACACCACCAUGCUCCGACGUGCACUCUUCAACUACGUGCACUGCAUGUAUGGCAUCAGGUAUGAUGACUAUGACUAUGGGGAGGUGAAUCAGCUAUUGGAACGCAGUCUGAAGGUCUAUAUAAAGACGGUAACAUGUUAUCCAGAGAGGACCACUCGCCGCAUGUACGACAGCUACUGGUGCCAGUUCCGCCACUCCGAGAAGGUCCAUGUGAACCUACUCCUAAUGGAGGCCAGGAUGCAGGCAGAACUGCUAUACACCCUGCGCGCCAUCACACGCUACAUGACCUGACCCUGACCGACCACAGCGGGUUGUCUUUCUCCAACUGACCAAUAGAAAACCCCAGCCCUCUACAGUCCUCAUCACCCCACCUCCCCCAACACCACCACCGGCCUUCCCCUUUCCACAGCCCCAGGAACGAGGCCUCUUGAAACCAGAAGACUGUCUCUCUACCAGGCACAUGACUCUAAAACUGGCCUCCUACUGUGUGGUUGGGUGGGGACUUUAAGGUCUUUUUAACGUAAUGCCCUUGUAAAGAGGAAGUUUGUGAAGAUGAAGGAAAUCCUAUUGUGAGUGUAUGCAAGUGAAAACGGGUGCACAUGACUGACUAUUAUUAUCCUCCUUUGCCAAAAUCAUAAUGGCAGUUUGGCUUCAGUGACAUGCAGUGGAGUGGUUGGAGUUCAUGACUCACUUUUGGAAAUUGUUUAUCCAAGCAACCUCACAAAGUACUGAACUCCAGCUCUAAGGAGGAUACUGUAUAGCCAGAAACAGUGUUACACAAUAAUAUACCUCUGAAUGUAAUGCCUUGAUUUGAGACAGACCCACCAAUAUCAGAAACAAUAUUAGAAGGUUAUCUGAUUGACAGAACAAGCCCUUUUGUGGCACUCAGAUAUUUUAAAAAGUGCAAUAUGGUCUUUAUUCUUCUUACCUUUUUUUAUUAUAUAUUUCUUGCAACUUAAAAGGCUGUGACAGAAUACUUAUGCUUUUCAGUCUAUUUAGACCUUUGUCGAUAAAUUAGGCUAAUUAAAAUAUUUACUGAGAAUUAUUUCUCUGCAAUAUAUGUCCUAAUAGAGACUGUAUCACAGCAGGGAGUGCACAAGCAACAUUAUCAGAAAUUGUAUGAUUUUUUUAUUGCUUUCCCUCUCUCAUGCUUUUUGUGACAUAUUUCUGUGCCAAAUGUUUCUAACAGGGUCUGUAAGACAUUCAUCUUGCCUACUUGUCUAUAUUUCUACCAAAUAUGCAGUGUACAGUACAGACGUUAGAUCCAUGAGACAUUUAAAAUACAAAAUGUGUAUUCCAUUAGGUAUUACAGUACAUUUCAGAACUGAGAUAAGCUACAGUAGUGCUGGGAAUGUGCUCUUUGUUUUUGCUUUGAAGUAUCACCACGUGCAAAUGCCUAACCCUGAAAUCUGCACUGUUAACUUUGAGUCUCACCAGCAUUUAUUUGAUGCUUAUUUCUUCAUCAGUGUAGGGUUGGAAAAGUCAUGGUGCUUUUGUGAAUGCUUGUUGCUCUUUGCACAUUUGUGUCUGCACGUUGGAACGUUGGUAAUUCCCAGUUGGAAAUAUGCAAGAAAUUUUUAUUUCCUUAAAUCCUCUCUCUCUUCUCUCUAAUCUUUCUCAAAAAUUAAGACUUUGCAUUGUAUGUCUCAGAUGCGAAAUGUGUUAAAUAUUAGCACCACUCCCCCCAUUUGUGUGAAGGUUUAGAUAGUUUAGAUGUAUUGAUCAAAUUCUUUAAACAUAUCUCUGUGAACUCAGAUGCCAUUCACCAAAGUACUAUUUACUGUUUGCCAACCUACUUUAUAUUUUUAAGGUGUUUUAAUUGGGGGGGAUAAACAGCUUGUAUUAACAAGAACAAUUAGGUAAUGUAUCAUUCGAAUUAUAACCGAUGAAGAUGGAAGCUGAGUUGUCUAAACUUUACAAAAUGAUAAUCUACUGGUCUGAGAGUUAAAGCUGCACUUUUGUUUCUCUUACCGAGAUUGUGCUUCAAGAUUGUUGGGAGGUCGUUUCUUCUUUAUCAAAGCCACAUUGUUAUUUUUUCAAUUAAAACAACUGUAAAAUGAAAACUGUACAACUGAAACGAUAUUUCACACAGUGCCUGUAAGGAAAUAAAAAAACAAUAAAGAAGUUAAGAAAUA
Messenger RNA from Oncorhynchus mykiss (rainbow trout), 3554 nucleotides. Its product is annotated as sestrin-3. Gene Ontology annotation, cellular component: nucleus. Gene Ontology annotation, biological process: regulation of response to reactive oxygen species; negative regulation of TORC1 signaling; cellular response to L-leucine. The record is from RefSeq and is a predicted model, not a curated record. Lineage: Eukaryota; Metazoa; Chordata; Actinopteri; Salmoniformes; Salmonidae. Gene Ontology annotation, molecular function: L-leucine binding; oxidoreductase activity, acting on peroxide as acceptor.